AUGAAAUUCGUUUUAGUUGUUUAUCUUUUUUGUGUUAUUUUUGUGAACUGCUCAAUCAUUCAAAGUACAUAUAUCUUCUAUUAAGUAUUGAGUCCAAAAUCAUCAAAAAGGUCAUAGAUGGUGAGGAUAGAUGGUUUGAAGGUAUUUAAGAAAUAUCCAAAAUUUAGAAAUAUCUUAAGAAUAUGAAGAUGCCAUAUAUGAAUAUGAUGCUUAUCCUGAUGAGUUGAGCAUAGGACACUAGUUGGAUUUGGGAAGGAUGAUUGAUAAUUAUGAUAUCCCAGAAGACUGCUUUGAGGAAGUGAUAAGUGUAUAUGAAUACUACGAUGCAGAUGAACCAGAAUAGAAUUAGGAGAAGCUUAAUCCAAACAAUUUUUAAGUGCAUGAUUUGGGAGAGGAAGAGUUUCUCAAACUAGAGUAGGUAGUAGAUGAAAACGGCAAUGUGCAAAGUGUCAUAGUUAAACAAUAGUAGAGAGAGCAAAUAUAAAGCACUUAAGAAAAUGACAAAAAGAGUAAAUAAAAGAAAAAACAGAGCCGUAUGAACUUACGAAAGAAACAAAGGAAAUGA
Molecule: messenger RNA, 565 nt
Organism: Paramecium octaurelia
Lineage: Eukaryota; Ciliophora; Oligohymenophorea; Peniculida; Parameciidae
Source: the annotation of a GenBank genome assembly